AAACAUCAACAAAACUAUCCCGAGUUGAUUCAAUAUAUGGAGUGGAACUUAGAUCGAAAUAAAUCUUCAUUUGUGUAAUUGUAUGAAAUCAUAUUUAUGAAUAAAACAAGAAUUACUAUCGAGUAAGACGACCCUGUGCAAGUAAUCUGAUCGAAGUAAAUUUUCAAUUUAGUUCAAGUGUAACGAGUUUCAGAACACAUAAAACGCCGAGCCAACGGUUUCAAUUUCACAGUAAUAAGCUUUCAUACGCAUACAUUAAAUCUUAAUUAUAAUUAUGAAAUUAACGAGUGCUGUUGUAUUCUUGGCAUUUAUGGUGUACGCAUCGUGCGAAUUAAGACAGAGGCGCGGUUUGCACUUUCAUUUGGGCCAUAGAGAUGUAGUUCAUCAUCAUGUUCACCAUUCACCUCCAAUUGAAGUUCAUCACGUUCCAAUUGCUCAUCACGUAAUCAGUCCUGUACAUUUAACACAUACCAUUCCUGUGGUCCAUCACCACCAUUAUAUAAGAUAGUAUUGAUUGUUAUACAAUAAUUCCACUAUCUGUUCGU
Molecule: messenger RNA, 545 nt
Organism: Nicrophorus vespilloides
Lineage: Eukaryota; Metazoa; Arthropoda; Insecta; Coleoptera; Silphidae
Product: histidine-rich glycoprotein-like
Exons: 2
Coding region: 275-508 (77 amino acids)
Source: RefSeq, a predicted model, not a curated record